Molecule: messenger RNA, 3996 nt
Organism: Scomber scombrus (Atlantic mackerel)
Lineage: Eukaryota; Metazoa; Chordata; Actinopteri; Scombriformes; Scombridae
Gene: pcdh11
Product: protocadherin 11
Exons: 11
Coding region: 1-3996 (1331 amino acids)
Biological process (GO): homophilic cell-cell adhesion
Cellular component (GO): plasma membrane
Molecular function (GO): calcium ion binding
Source: RefSeq, a predicted model, not a curated record
AUGGACUUAGCAAGUCAGGCUCAUGUGCUGGUGGUCUUGCUCACCUGCAUGGUCUUGCUAUGCUUGGCCCAGGAGAGGGACUACACGGUGAAGGAGGAGCAACCAGAGAACGUCCGCAUUGGGAACCUGCGCAAGGACCUAGAUCUUAACCUAGACCCCAACAUUAGGUUAUCUUCGCCGCUGCAGUUCAAGCCUGUUUACAAGACAGGUGACGUGCCUUUGGUGAGGGUUGAGGCCAACACGGGGGAGAUCUUUACCACCAAUCACAGAAUCGACCGGGAGAAGCUAUGCUCGGGGGUCUUCGCUGAGAAACGCUGCUACUAUGAGAUUGAGGUGGCCGUGCUACCCGAUGAGAUCUUCCGAUUGGUCAAGAUUCGUUUCUUGAUAGAGGAUGUGAAUGACAACGCGCCCCUUUUCCAGUCCACUGUAAUAAACAUCUCCAUCCCAGAGAACACAGCCAUCAACACCCGGUAUCCAGUGCCCUCAGCGUUUGACCCUGAUGUAGGGAUCAAUGGAAUCCAACAUUAUGAACUAGUCAAGAGUGUCAGCGAGUUUGGCUUAGACAUCAUCGAGACUCCUGAGGGUGACAAGUGGCCGCAGCUAAUUGUUCAGCAGAACCUGGAUCGUGAGCAGAAGGACACCUUUGUCAUGAAGAUAAAGGUGGAAGAUGGUGGCAACCCUCCCAAGUCGAGCACUGCCAUUCUUCAAGUAACCAUCUCUGAUGUCAAUGACAAUCGUCCCAUCUUCAAGGACAGUGAGCUGGAGGUCACAGUACCCGAGAAUGCCCCCAUGGGGACAUCAGUUGUUCAGCUCCAUGCCACAGAUGCAGACCUUGGUUCUAACGCACAGAUUCACUUCGCCUUCAGCAACCAGAUCUCUGCCUCAACAAAACGCCACUUUGCCAUUGACAGCUCUACAGGACUGAUCACUGUAAAGCAGCCGCUGGACAGGGAGCUAACGCCUGUCCACAAACUUAUCAUCCUGGCAAGUGAUGGCAGCUCCACCCCUUCCAGAGCCACAGUGAUUGUUAAUGUAACAGAUGUUAAUGACAAUGUUCCCUCCAUAGACACUCGUUACAUUAUCAACCUGGUUAAUGGGACUGUUCUGCUGUCUGAGAAUGCACCUCUCAACACCAAAAUAGCUCUAAUUACUGUUACUGACAAGGAUGCAGAUCUGUAUGGCAAAGUAGCUUGCUACACUGACCAUGAUGUUCCCUUUCGGUUGAAGCCUGUCUUUAAUGAUCAAUUCUUACUAGAGACAGCUGCCCCCCUAGAUUAUGAGACUACACGAGAAUAUGCAAUUAAGAUAGUGGCCUCGGAUAGGGGGACGCCUCCUUUGAACACUUCAGCUAUGGUUUUAAUUAAAAUCAAGGAUGAGAACGACAAUGCACCCAUCUUCCCCCAGCCGGAAAUCCAACUUUCCAUACCGGAGAACAAUGACCCUUCCACACAGUUAAUAAAAAUCAGCGCCACUGACGCAGACAGUGGACAUAAUGCUGAGAUCAUUUAUACUCUUGGCCCUGAUGCGCCUGAUGGGUUUAACAUAGACAGACGGUCAGGAAUCCUCUCUGUUGGCAAACGACUGGACAGAGAGAAGCAGGAGAGGUAUUCAUUCACUGUCAUAGCAAGGGACAAUGGUUCCACAUCCCUGCAGAGCAAUGUCACUGUCAGGCUAAUCGUCCAGGACCUUAAUGACAACAGCCCAGCUUUCACACACCCUGAAUACAACUUCUAUGUGCCUGAGAACCUGCCUCUCUAUGGAACUGUGGGCUUAAUCACAGUCACAGACGCAGAUGCAGGAGAUAAUGCUGUUAUAACCUUGUCCAUUUUGAACGGGAAAGAUAAUUUCAUCAUCGACCCCCAGACUGGUGUGAUCAAACCCAAUAUCACCUUUGAUAGGGAGCAGCAAAGCUCAUACACAUUUAUGGUCAAGGCAGUUGAUGGAGGUCAACCUCCGAGCUCUUCCUACGCCAAGGUCACUAUAAAUGUAGUUGAUGUGAACGACAAUCGCCCUGUGUUCGUCAUCCCAUCCUCCAAUUAUUCAUAUGACCUAGUGCGGACCACCACAACCCCUGGUGCUGUGGUCACAAGAGUGUUUGCCAUUGACAAUGACACAGGUAUGAAUGCUGAGCUGCAGUAUAGUAUCAUCAGCAGCAUCAUCAUCACGUCUAGGGUCUCCCCUCGAGGUCUCUUCACCAUUGACAAAACAACGGGUAACAUAACACUGCAGGAGAAAAUUGUGGUGGCUGAUCAGGGGCUACAUAGGCUGGUCGUCAAGGUCAAAGAUCUAGGCCAGCCUGAGUCAUUACAUGCUAUUGCACUUAUUCACUUGUUUGUCAAUGACACUGUGUCAAAUGCUACCUUUAUCCAAGAGCAGCUGCGAAAAAGUAUGGAAACACCCUUGGACCGUAACAUAGGGGACAGUGAGGUAACACCUCAAGCUAACGGAUAUGUGAUUGUCGUCAUAGCUAUCAUAGCAGGGACCAUGACUGUCAUCUUGGUAAUAUUUGUGACUGCCUUGGUGCGUUGCCGGCAGACACCCAGGCACAAAGUGGUACAGAAGGGCAAGCAGAGUGGUGAAUGGGUGUCGCCAAACCAAGAGAACCGUCAGAUCAAGAAGAAGAAGAAGAGAAAGAAGCGAUCACCCAAGAACCUCCUCCUGAACUUUGUGACCAUAGAUGAAUCCAAGCCUGACGACCCCACCCAUGAGCAUGUUAAUGGUACAUUGGAUCUCCCUGUGGAGCUAGAGGAGCAAACCAUGGGGAAGUACAACUGGGCCACCACGCCCACCACCUUCAAACCCGACAGCCCAGACUUAGCCAAGCAUUACAAGUCUGCGUCCCCUCAACCUACAUUUCAAAUUAAACCGGAAACUCCAGUGGCCCCAAAGAAACACCAUGUGAUCCAGGAGCUCCCCUUGGACAACACAUUCGUGGUGGGCUGUGACUCACUCUCCAAGUGCUCAUCGACUAGCUCCGACCCAUACAGUGUCUCAGAGUGCAGCUGUCAGGGGGGAUUCAAGACUGCGGGGCAAAUCACCACCCGACAGAAUCUGAGCCAGACACCGGAGAAGUCUUUUAACUCACCGCCCCCUAUUUGUCCUCAUAAGUCUCCAAAUCACAGACUAAUAAAACACUUUUGGGAUGAGGUGAAGAGGGAUCUGGCAGUGAGUGAUGUGGGUAAAGAAAGCCAGACACUUCCUCAGCUAUGCCAUGAAGCCUGUCAACUUGGCAAGAUAACCUCUGUGAAUGUAAACCUUGUUGUGAGUAACAUGAAGAAUUCAGGCAGCAGUAUACAUGUUUCUAAUUUAUACAUAUUUGUUGAUGUAUUCCAGACCCAGCGCCGUGUGACGUUCCAUCUUCCAGACGGUUCCCAGGAGAGCUGCAGUGACAGCGGGCUAGGAGACCCGGAGCCUAGCAGCACGGCCAGCACCACCCAGCCUCUUCCCCUCAGCUUCCCCCAGGAGGAGUUCUAUGAGCAAACAUCACCUAACAGCCGCACUGAGGGGGAUGGAAACUCAGACCCUGAAUCCACUAUCGAGGUGAACCUGCAGAAAGCUUUGGCUGAGGCCUCUGAGACCUGUACCCAGGAGUGUCUGAUACUGGGCCACUCUGACAGCUGUUGGAUGCCCCCAGCCCUGGCCCAGUUCCAGAGUCCUGGCAGCAACAGCCCCGCCUCCACACCUACCACCACUGCCAUCUCUGGUACGCUCCCCUCCUUUGGCUUCCAGCAGAGCUGUAGCCGUGGAUCCAAAGCUAACAUGGGCUGCAUGGGGGUCAUGGAUGGUCGCCAUACCCUGGGCAGGUCUGUGCCUAAAAGAGAUGAACUGGACAAAGGGAUCAACCGGCCGCAGUUCUACAACACCCUGGACAGACACUGCAGUAGUAAGAAGGAGGAUCCCGUCAAAGUCAUCCCCCUGGCAAGCUUCUCCUCCCCUGGGCAGCAGACGCCUACCGGUGGGGGCAGCAGCUCCUUCUUACAUGAGCACCAGUUGUAA